Messenger RNA from Cooperia oncophora, 453 nucleotides. Lineage: Eukaryota; Metazoa; Nematoda; Chromadorea; Rhabditida; Trichostrongylidae. The record is from the annotation of a GenBank genome assembly.
AUGCCGUUCUUUGCGAAUCCAUUCAUGUCACCUUUCAUGCCGCAGCAAGGAGUUUCUGCAGACGGUUCCGUGGGAACUCCAGCUGGAGGAAAUCCAGCGAUGCCAGCAUUUUUCUUCUCUCCAGCUCAGUAUCAGGAAAUGAUGCAGCAGUAUUUCACUCAAAUGAUGACAGCUAAUCAAUACGGAAUGAAUAUGGCCUUCCCGAUGCCGUUUGGAACGACUUUAGUUCGACCUUGUAGCCAGGCUUCUCAGUCAGAUGGCGUUGGCGAGACUGUGAACGGUCUUCAUGAAAUGCAUUUGUCCAAUGCAGCAGAGAGGGAGGUGGUAAUCCCGUCUACAGUGGCCUGCCAAUCAGAUUCUCCAUCAUCAUCGGGUAAAAACUCGAUAGCAAGUGGAACAGAAAGAGGUACUUUAACCAUGAUUGUCUUUGUUUCUUCCAAGUUUUCUUGUUGA